Triticum turgidum subsp. durum (durum wheat) is the source of this 897-nucleotide messenger RNA. The record is from the annotation of a GenBank genome assembly. NCBI's taxonomy places the organism in Eukaryota, Viridiplantae, Streptophyta, Magnoliopsida, Poales, Poaceae.
AUGGAGAUUGCCCGCCGGGAGCCCUUCAGCAUCAUGUCCGGCUCCGGCCGGAAGCGCCCGCGCCCGCUGGAGAUCCUUCGCAAGCGGUUCCAGUCUGAGCUCGUCGCGAAGAUGACGCCCAAGGAGCGGAACCAGCUCUACGCGGACCUCACCAAGCUAGCCAAGCUGUCUGAAUCCCAUGUACUCCCUGCUCAUAUCCUGGAGCUGCUGAAGAAGCACAGCCGCCGCGGCAUCUGCGACGAUUACGUCGAGAUCGAGAUGCACGCCGUCCAAGACGCGGCCCUUGUGGAGAUGCAGAAGCAGCUGGACAAGUUCCUUCGAGAGAGGGCCCAAGACCAAGAGGAGGACGAAGACGUCGACAUCGUCGGCGGCGUCUCCCCUUUGCCGGUCAGGCCGACACCAGUGCAGCUCGUCGUCGAAGAGGAUGAGGAGUACGUGGACAUCUGCGGCGACGCCUCACCGGUGAAGAAUCUUGGCCAAGGUGCAACCAUCAGCGGCAGCAGCGGUUUGGAUUCUGGUUCAUCUCACCAGAGUGUCGACAGUCGUCCAGCUCCGGCAGAGCGCGCCGCCAACAGUAGUACGCCUCCAACACGCGACCUCAUCGCCCGUGCCAACAAGAUUCUGGAAAGGCGGCGAAAGGAGGAGACGUCCCGUGCGAGGGAGAAGGCCCGUCAGGAGCUGCUCGAGAUGGAGAGGACGGCAAUGCCGAAGGACACCCUAGACGAGGACGUGAAGGCGCUCGGCAUUGAUCAGUACAACACGGCGAGGCCGAACAACUUGUUGCGACAGAUGGGACUCUUCCUCAAGCUUGACGACCACGACCUGAAGCAGCAGCAGCAGCAGCAUCAUAAUCAAAGCUGCCAAGAAGAUUUAGAGGAAGGGGAGAUUCGGCUGUGA